This is a messenger RNA of Monopterus albus (swamp eel), 1327 nucleotides long. Its product is annotated as protein NipSnap homolog 2-like. Gene Ontology annotation, cellular component: mitochondrion. The record is from RefSeq and is a predicted model, not a curated record. The transcript is spliced from 10 exons. Bases 70 to 930 code for a protein of 286 amino acids. NCBI's taxonomy places the organism in Eukaryota, Metazoa, Chordata, Actinopteri, Synbranchiformes, Synbranchidae.
UGCUGCUGCGCCACCCGGUGGUCAGACGCGCUAACAGCUUGUGCUCUGUGCUCAGCAACACAGUUAAAGAUGGCGGCUGGAGUCCUUCAGCGAGCCGGUGGAGGCUUGGCUCGGGCUAAAAGCAGGGCCCUCUCGGUCGGACAGCUCGUCCUCUGGAGCAGGGGGUUUGAAACAUCAAGCAACAGAAACCGAGAGGACAGCUGGUUUAAAUCACUGUUUGUGAGGAAAGUCGACCCCAGGAAAGAUGCGCACUCCAACCUACUGACCAAGAAUGAGGAAAGUAACCUCUAUAAAAUUCAGUUCCAUAAUGUCAAGCCAGAGUUUCUGGAUGCAUACAACAAACUCUGUGAAGAUGUUUUGCCCUCAAUCCACGCUGAUAAGUACUACCCCUGCGAGCUGGUGGGAACCUGGAAUACCUGGUAUGGAGAACAAGACCAGGCUGUUCAUCUGUGGCGUUACAGAGGUGGAUACCCAGCCCUGACAGAGGUGAUGAACAAGCUGAGGCAGAACAAGGAGUUCACAGCGUACAGAAAGGAGCGGGGUAAGAUGCUGUUAUCUCGCAGGAAUCAGCUUCUUUUGGAGUUCAGCUUCUGGAACGAGCCCGUGCCCCGAGAUGGUCCCAACAUCUAUGAGCUCAGGUCUUAUCAGCUCAGACCAGGAACCAUGAUCGAGUGGGGUAAUUACUGGGCCAGGGCCAUUGGAUACCGCCAGCAGAACAGAGAAGCUGUGGGAGGGUUUUUCUCACAGAUCGGCAACCUCUACAUGGUUCAUCACCUCUGGGCUUACAAAGACCUUCAGUCCCGGGAAGACACGAGAAAUGCUGUCUGGCAGCAGGAGGGCUGGCACGAGGUGGUGUAUUACACAGUGCCUCUCAUUCAGUACAUGGAGUCCAGGAUUAUGAUUCCGACAAAGGCUUCACCGCUGCAGUGAAAUGAGAAGCUGAAAUCAAGUGGCACCCUUUCAAAUGUUACAUUCAUCAAGAGCGACGCUCCCGAGUCUGACCUCCUGUUAGUGCUGCCAAACAACAUCCCAUCCUAUUUCUUGUCUUCUUUGCUUUAUUAUUUCAAGAUGUCAGGGCAGUGGAGGCAACAAUGCCUACCAUGCACCGCUAUUCAAAAUGGUCCAAGUCACUCAGUCUUUGACGCAUGACCUUUUUUUUUUUUUUCUUUUCUUUUUCCUCCUGGUUCUGGAGCAGGAGUAAUUUGGCCAGUUCAUGCCUCCUCAUGGUUGUUACGUCCAGCAUCUUGUGCCACAUUAAAACCGUUGUAUGAAACAUUGUCUAAGUUAAGAACCAACCAAAGUUACUUGGGGAAGAAAAAAAAAAAAA